Molecule: messenger RNA, 728 nt
Organism: Beta vulgaris subsp. vulgaris (sugar beet)
Lineage: Eukaryota; Viridiplantae; Streptophyta; Magnoliopsida; Caryophyllales; Amaranthaceae
Product: 60S ribosomal protein L6, mitochondrial
Exons: 2
Coding region: 147-461 (104 amino acids)
Biological process (GO): translation
Cellular component (GO): ribosome
Molecular function (GO): rRNA binding; structural constituent of ribosome
Source: RefSeq, a predicted model, not a curated record
AAUAUGAAUACCCUCAUUUGACAUCCUCGGCCCAUAUGUAAUACAACACCCUGCCCAAACCCUGAACUAAACCUCUCAGCUUCCCUCUCUCAUAAGCCAUACCCCAUACCCAUACGAAUGGUUCUUCAAAGCUCGUUCCAGAUAAAAUGGAAGCAAAGUAUUUCCGAAUUUUGAGGCUAUUAGGAACUGGUUACAAAGCUAGAGCUGAAGCAGACGGUCGCUUGUUGUGUCUAAAACUGGGUUACAGCCAUGAAGUUGAAUUGCCAGUUCCAGCUGCUGUUCGUGUCUUCUGCUUUAAACCUGACAUGAUUUGCUGUGCUGGGAUCGAUAAAGAGCGAACACAUCAGUUUGCUGCUGCGGUUCGGAGUGUCAAACCCCCUGAUUCAUACAAAGAGAAAGGUAUGCGUUACAAAGAUGAAGUCAUAAAGUUGAAACCUGGGAAGAAGGAUAGAUUGAAGUAAUAGAGGUUUGUUUUUGUGCUUAUCAGAAAUUGUGUCUGCACAUUGUUGACUAUAGUUUAUAGGUUGAGUUUGUAGUUUGAUUCUGCUAAAGUAAAGAUUGCUUUAUGAAUUACAAGCAAUUAGGCAAUGAUUCUUGCUGGACCUUCUUGAGAAAAAAUUGAGUAAUGUUCAACUUUGAGUUAUUCAUCUUGUAGAAGUUUUGGGCUAAUCUCAAGACUUUCCUUCCGAGAUUAGGACAGUAAUGAAGAAUCUUAUCAUCGGUCCAAA